This is a messenger RNA of Haliaeetus leucocephalus (bald eagle), 2899 nucleotides long. Its product is annotated as kelch-like protein 24. The record is from RefSeq and is a predicted model, not a curated record. Lineage: Eukaryota; Metazoa; Chordata; Aves; Accipitriformes; Accipitridae. Gene Ontology annotation, molecular function: protein binding. The coding region runs from base 935 to 2632 and encodes 565 amino acids. The transcript has 3 exons.
UGUGAUUCUAUAGCUGAAUUUUAAAUGUGUAUAUGCUUUUCUAUUGGAUUAAUUCUUAAAUGUGACUGUUUAUAAAUCCAUUUGUAACAGCAGUUUUGCAGAAGCCUCUUCCAGAAAUGCAGGGGAGAACCUCCAGGGAAAAAAGGUGCUCAGAUAGCACUAUUCUGCUUGCUGAACUCCACCAAGAAAUGGGACUGAGUCUUGCUGGGAUGGGCUCUUUGGGAUAAGGGGCCCUAGUUCAAGGUCACUAUGCAAAUCUCUCCACCUAAUAGCUUGGUCUAAACACUUUGAGGAAUUCACUGUGUGGAAUCAGUGAGCUGUUGCUUGUACUAUGACUAUAUCUGUUCAGUGCAUUGAGAUUAAGGAUGACCAAAUAUGUGACAGCCAUCUGGGUUUGAAUGGGGGCUCAUUCCUUCCCCCAUCUCUUACUAAAGUAUAAAGUUAAAUAUAUACUAAAUACAGCAAGCAAUCUGGAAUUUGAUACUAAACUUGAACUGAUGAAGGAUGUGGCUUUGGGGAAAUCAGUUGUUUUUCCCAGAAGUCGAGCUUUCCUCUGUUUUUGAUCUGCAGAAGUGUAAAGUAUUGUAAUGGAUACUUUUUUCCAAAUGGGUUCAAUGUUCUUCUACAACUUCUUGAUAUUUAGUCAGUGCUUAGGAAGAUUGUUGUUGUUUUUCCUCUUUCUUCCUCAUAGUCCAGGCUCUUUGCUUGGCUAACAGCUCUGCUAAUUCACUAUCAUCUUACCUGGCUAAGGUAGAUGCCAAUUAAAUCUGCGGUUUUUUUGGUUAUACAGCUCUCCUGCUAUUGCUGCUGUGAAAGCAGCAGGAAAGACUGAGGAGCAAAGCGGGAGGGUAGAAAACAUACUCUAUUUUUAGGACAAGAUUGGCUUAUCUUGUAUUUAUACUACCUAGGGGGAUAAUGUUUCCAGAGACCUCACAUGAGUAAAGGCUGCAUAAGGAUUGAGUUAAUUUUAACUGCCUGGCAGUCAACAAGCAUGGAGCCUGCACAAGAACCAGAGGAGCUGGGACCUCAGACAGAAAUGAUUGCAGACACAGUUCUUGAGGUUGGAGAGAGACUCUUUCAGGUCAGCCGUAGGGUGCUUUCAGUACACAGUCGUUAUUUUGAAGCCAUGUUUUUUGGGGGAGCGAGAGAGAGCUGUGAACACCACAUAGUGAUAAGAGGGAUUGAUGCAGUGCCUUUUCAGGCACUGCUUGAGUUCACUCACACAGCCCAAGUGCUUAUAGGUCAAGAAAAUGUGACCAGCUUACUGGAAACAGCUGAUUUUUUUCAGUUUGACAGGGUGAAACUGUUGUGUGAGAAAUUUCUGGAGAGAGAGCUGGAUGUUUCCAACUGCCUGGGCCUGAUGACCUACUCGCAGCAAUUUGCCUUUAUGGAGCUGUAUGCAUCUGCUAUGAAUGUGGCUCUCACUCACUGGGGGGAUGUGAUGUGCCAGGAAGAAUUUAAGGCACUACCCAAAGAAAUGCUGAUGCAGCUCAUAAAAAGCGAUGACCUCUUUGUUUCACGAGAAGAUGUGGUUUUUGACAGUAUUAUGAGGUGGAUAAUGGAGGACCCAGCAACGAGGGAAGAAGACUUUCUGGAUUUGGUGGGUGAAGUCAGGGUCACUUUCCUGAGUUUGUCCUUCCUUGAUGCCUUGGUGAAACGCAGCAAGUACCCUGGAGAGAUGGAUACCUUUUCCAGAAUAAUAAAGAAGUUAGACAGCUGUCCUCCACCCAGCUGGCAAAAUACAGAACUGUGUCCUUACGCUGGUCGGAGCUAUGACACCUUAUAUGUCCUGGGAGGAAAGCAUGACAAGGAACAGCAAGAAUUAUUUCUCUUUCAACCUAAAACGGGGACCUGGCAGGCUUGUUCUCCACUGCAGCGCAGGAACCUCACCCAAUAUGCAGUGGCAGCAGUAGGGAGCUUCCUUUUUGUGACAGGAGGGUAUUUCCGAGAUGAGUUUGUGUGGUAUAGUGUGGAUUGGGUGCUUAUCUACAAUUGCUUGGACAAUAGCUGGCUGGAAGGGCCUGCCAUGAAGAAGUCCCGCAAUAGCCAUUGUGCAGUAGGAGCAGGGCUCUACCUGUAUGUACUUGGAGGGAGCACAGAUGAAGGGAUAAUCCCAGCAGUGGAGCGCAUGGCUCUGACGGAGUCAGAGUGGGAAAGCAUGAGUCCUAUGGCUCAACCUGUGGAGAGAGGAGAUGCGGUCAGUGUGGGAACCAGGAUCUAUGUGGUCUGUGGCCUGGAUGAAAAUGGACAUGUAUAUGAUGGAGUGCAAAGGCUGAACACGGAGACGGACAGCUGGGAUGUCAUCUCAUUCUCCCCGCUUCCAAGGUAUGACCUCUGCAUCACAUCACUGAAUGGUGCUCUGUACACCAUAGGAGGGGGAGCUUUUCGAUUUGAUGUGGAGACAGAUGAAUGGACCCAGGUGGAUGAGGAAUGCUUGACCCAGAAGUUCUUCAUGGGAUGCAGCACCGUGAAUGGACGAAUUUAUCUCCUUGGACAGAGGAAGGGGAACGGUGCCCUCCCCAUUGUAGUCCUCUUUGAUCCCUACAUUGAUAUGUGCCAGGUUAUAGAUAACAAACUCCCUUGCCCCCUUCCUAUUCAUGGAUGUGUGUCUGUGCGAAGAUUUGAUACAUAGGCAUGAGCGAUGCCAGAUCCAGCAUAUCCAAAAAGUCAUAUGCUUUACAGCUGAUGGGAAUUAGAUUGCAUCAAGUUUGGUCUGUGAAAUUUUUUAAUUUUGAAAAUAGAUCUGUUCCUUCAUAACUUUGUCUUUUUUUUCUACCUGGCAACUGAACUUGAAGCAAAAGCCAGUGAAACCUUUAUGUCUACACAAAGGUUGCAGGUCGUUAUUGGAAAUAGUGGUCAGCAUUGUUAUGGUACAUAAACUCCUCGGGGUCGAUGCUAA